AUGGGCAACGUUGCGCAAGGACCAGACGAGGUCGACAUGGCGGACAUUCCUCCCUCGCAGACGGUGCUGCUCCUGCGUGCGCCGAGGCAGGGCUACCAUCUCGUCGACGAGUAUCCCGUCCCGCGGCUGGCGCACGAGUCGGAAAUCCUGGUCAGAAACAGGGCUAUUGGCCUGAACCCGAUUGACUGGAAGGCACCGGACUUUGGCUUUGGGCUGCCGCAGCUGCCGUAUAUUGCGGGCAGGGAGCUGGCGGGCGUGGUGGCGCAAGUAUCGCCCGGGAACACAAAGUGGAAAGUGGGCGAUAGGGUGGCCGUGAUUUCCACAGACUACCGCGACCCGCGCAAGGCGGCGUACCAGCAGUUCGUCGUGGCCCAGGGGCACACGGUGGUUCGGCUGCCGGCGCACAUAUCCUACGAGCAAGGGUCGGCGUUUGGCGUCGCGUUUGCGGCGGCGUCGCUGGCGCUGGGCGUGUCGCUCGGGGCCGACUUCUCGGCCGUGCUCGACGGGCCGGACCUGUACCGGGCGGUGCGCGGCCUCGCGCCCGGGACGCUGCCGCCGGACGUGGCCGCCGAGUGCCUGGACGGCCUGGAGCCGGACGAGAGGCCCGGGGCCGGCGACUGGCUCGGCGGCUGUAAAUGGGGGCGGUUCGGCGACUUCUGCAAACCUCGCGAUCCAGCUGGCGAGGCUCGUCGGGCUCCGGGUGGCCGUGGUCGUGGACAGCGCCAAACACGGCCUCUGGCUGUCACGCCGAGCCGGCCGAAGCGGCGCCGCGGCCACCUCGUGGGGCUCGCUGGGCUGCCCAAGGGCUACGAGGGCGACGACGUCUUGCUGCACACGCUGCCGAUUAAGCUGUUUCACGAGGUCGAGGCCAUUGGCGACGCGCUCGUUGCCUGGGCGGCCAAUCUGCUGGACAAGAGGCUGCUGGUUCCGCCGGACAUUGUCGACAUUGAGUAUGGGCUGAACAAUGUCAAUGCCGGGCUGGACCGGAUGCGAAAUGGCGAGAUUAGCGGCGGUAAAUUGGUGGUUAAGGUGUAG
Metarhizium acridum CQMa 102 is the source of this 1035-nucleotide messenger RNA. RefSeq lists its product as uncharacterized. Gene Ontology annotation, molecular function: oxidoreductase activity, acting on NAD(P)H. The record is from RefSeq and is a predicted model, not a curated record. Lineage: Eukaryota; Fungi; Ascomycota; Sordariomycetes; Hypocreales; Clavicipitaceae.